Messenger RNA from Morone saxatilis (striped sea-bass), 5959 nucleotides. It is a transcript of the gene prom1a, whose product is annotated as prominin 1a. The record is from RefSeq and is a predicted model, not a curated record. Gene Ontology annotation, molecular function: cholesterol binding. Gene Ontology annotation, cellular component: microvillus; apical plasma membrane; cell surface. NCBI's taxonomy places the organism in Eukaryota, Metazoa, Chordata, Actinopteri, Moronidae. Bases 345 to 3020 code for a protein of 891 amino acids. The transcript has 28 exons.
GGAGUGGAAGCGACAGGCGCGCUCAUCUCGGUGGGACUGAACGCAUCGAAGACCGGAGACGGGAGAGAAGAUCACCCGGUUUGCGUCCGUCAGGAGCCCCAGACCGCGGUGAACCAUGCUCACAACAAGUCUCUCCGCGGGCAGCAGGACUUAAAAAGCUGCGCUCCAUCCAUCUGGACACUUUUUACAUUUACUCUCGCCCCUUCCCCUUAUAUCUCCCCCCUCAGCCCCCCGUUUGAUAAGGAAGAUAAGAGUCCAGGCAGUCAUACUCCUGCUUCCAUUUCUCUUCGGGUGAGCUAUUUAACCCCCAGUUUGACGGACAGUCGGCCUUUCACUCAAGCGCGAUGUGGAAGACCGGGACCCUGCUGCUGCUGUGGGUGCUGUUGGCGUCCGGCGAACUCCAGCAAGAGACGGGGACGCGGAGACUCCCACCCCCGGGAAAGUUGGAUUUCGGUUAUGUGCCUGCGGGAGUUUACGAGACACUGGCUCAUUACGAACCGGGGCCGAUAGGGAUCCUGUUCCACAUGGUGCACGGGUUUCUGCAUGUCGUGCAACCCAACGCGUUCCCACAAGAUCUUAUUGUCAAACUGGCAAAGGACAAGUUUGGAGCCAUUCAGACGGAAUAUCAAAAGCCAGAGAACAUAGUGCUGACCCUUCAGGCCAUCUACUACGAGAUAGGCUUCCUAGUAUGUGCGGCUGUGGGCCUGCUGUUUGCCGUUCUGAUGCCGAUAGUCGGCCUCUUCUUCUGCAUGUGCCGCUGCUGUGACAACUGUGGCGGCGAGAUGCACCAGCGCCAGAGGAAGAACGCAGACUGCCGGCGUGGCCUGCUGGGAACACUGCUCUUCUCCACCUCACUGGUCAUCACGAUCGGAGUACUGUGCGCAUAUGCUGCCAAUCAGAACCUGAGCUCUCAGGUGAAGAACAUACGGAGACUGGUCAACAGCAACAUGAGGGACCUGCACACCUUCGCUAAUGACACGCCAAUGCAAAUUGAUUACCUAAUAUCCCAAUACGCCACAGCCAAGAACAAAGUCAUCUAUGACCUACAUAAUAUAGGUCCAUUAUUGGGUGGAAGGAUACAUGAUCAGCUGGAUAAGGAGGUCCAUCCUGCCUUGGACAGAGUGCUCAAUAUGGCUGGAGCCAUGCGAGAAACCAAGGAGGCCCUGGAGAAUGUCAGUGUGGGUCUGGAGCUCCUCCAGGAAGGAACGGGGAAACUCAACUUUAACCUGAGUCUGGUUCGGACCAGUAUCAACCGCACCCUCAAUGACCCGGGCUGUCAUGACGAGAAGUCAGACGCCACGUCUGCUCAGCUGUGCCGCAAUAUCCGCCAGUCGUUGUCUCAGCUGCAAAUCAGCGCCAACUUCACACGGCUACCCAAUGUGAACACUCAGCUGGAAAAGAUGAAUGAUGUGUUGAAAACGGACCUCAGUGCUAUCGUCCAAAGGGGCUACUCCUCUUUCAACGACACGCCAAAUAUGGUGAUUGAACAGACCAGAAGUGUUGUGGAAAGUAUACAGGGUUUGGUUGACGGCAUUGGCAAUAACAUCAGCAGCUUCUCCAAGGUAUUCCCUGUGCAGAGUUGCCUGUCCAACUUCAGUAUCUUCGUCAACCAUGCCCAUGCCAAGAUCGAGGACUACUACCCUGAAAUUGACAAAAUGGACUUCUACAGGUGGAUUGGCUGUAUUGCUCUUUGCUGCAUGGUGGUCCUGGUCCUCACCUUCAAUUACCUGGGCCUGCUGUGUGGCACCCUGGGAUACGACAAGCACGCUUCACCUACAACACGAGGCUGCAUCUCAAACACAGGAGGAACGAUGCUCAUGGCCGGCGUUGGAUUUAGUUUCAUCUUCUCCUGGGUGCUGAUGGGAGUGGUGACCACCAUCUUUCUGGCUGGAGGAAACAUGGAGAAACUGGUGUGUGAACCGUUCCACACCAAAGAAGUCUUCAAGGUUGUGGACACCCCAUAUCUGGUCAACCCAGAGUGGAAGAACUUCAUCCCUGGCUACAUGUACAACGACUCCAACCUGGAGCUGACGGCAGAGAGCUUGUACAGUACUUGUAAAGAGAACAAAGGCAUCUACUCAGCUAUGCGUCUGGACAAAGUCUUCAACAUCUCCUCUUUCCUGAACACUACAGUGUUUACGAAGGACGUUGUGAGUCAGCUGGACAGUGUUAAGAUCGACCUGAGGGGAAUAAUCCUGUUAGAAGCAGAGGGGAAGCAGAACCUCCUGGAUUUCUCCGAGGUUGGGCUGUCAGAAAUCAACUAUGCAGACUACCUGGAAGAGGUCAACAAAGGAGUCACUGUGGUGGACCUGCUCUCAUUUGCCAGAGAGCUAGAGGCCCAGACAGACCUCAUGCCCAGAGGCGCUCUGCAGACUGCUCUGAAAGGCCAUGUCGGCACUCUGCGGCAGAUCCACAGUCAACAGAUCAUCCCCAUGGAGCAGGCCAUGAGUGCAUUGAACCAGAGUAUGAGGUUCCUGGAGAGGACAGCCUCAGAUCUGCCAAACAAAGUUCUAGCAGUUCUCGAUGCCAUCGAAGCUGCCCAGUACCUCAUCUCCCAGAAUGCUACACGUUUAGUCAAACGGGAAACAGGGAAAUACACAGCGACGAUUGUUGGCUACUUCCAUCAGUACAUAGAAUGGGUCAAAACAUCUUUGGCCAUGGAGGUUGCACCAUGCAAGCCCUUCAGCAACAUGGUGGACACGACAGAAAUUCUUGCUUGCAGCUUCUUUGUCGACUCUAUGAACACAUUCUGGAUGGGCCUGGGCUGCAGCACUCUCUUCCUGCUUCCGAGCAUCAUCCUAGCAGUGAAACUAGCCAAGUACUACCGCAGGAUGGAAACAGAGGACGUUUAUGACGACAUUGAGACAAUUCCCAUGAAAACUAUGGAAAUUGGUAAUAAUGGUUAUCAUAGUGAACGCUCACAAGGUAUCCCAAAUCCUAUGUUGACAAGCAUCCCUACCUAUGACACUAUGAACAGGUUCCCGCGGGCCUCGGCUCCUCCGAGGCACAUCGACUGGUGACAGAGAGCCGGCUCUUGUUCUGGCUCCUGAAAGUGCCCUCGAAAACUGGAACUAAAAUACACCAUACUGUUUGUUUGACGACACCCUCAGACCAGAAGAAGCUCGAUAAAAGCUGGUUUCCCUACAACAGAAGAAGCCCUUUGGAUGUUUUUCUCUUUAGCGAACAACUCAACCUCUUCAAACAGGCAGAUCACAGCCUGCAGUACAGUUACCUGCUCCCCAAUAUCCUCUGACUCCUCUAAGAAACACUGCCUGCAGGACAUCAAACUCUUCUCCCUCAGCAUCAAUCUGAGCCAGGCUUGUUGUGCGUUUUUCAAAGGACUGCUGUGUCUGCGUUUACAUUUGUUCAGAAAAAAAGCUGAAAAUAUAUAUUCAGCAAGAGGACAUAACAAUAACUGUGAUGCCUGUUCAAUUCAAUGUACUUGUUUAUGCGUAAGAAGACAGCGGCUGAAAGGUCACUCGGAGGUCAUGGCAAGCUGUUUCCACUGCACUUCAAACGGAUGUUAUCACAUUCAACACAAGCAGCAUGUGUGAGUUAGGUGGUGUGCAGUAUCUUAAUGUCUAAAACCUGGAUGAUUUGAACAAAGUGGUAGAAAUACAGGCACAGGUUGUUCCCAGGUGGAUUUUUGUGAUUAAAAUGAAAAAAAAAAUUAGCAUGACUUUUUAAAAAAUGUUUACAAUAUAACAAAACAUCCAGAGUUUGACUGGUUUGGGGAAAAUUGCCUUUCAGAUUUAUGUGUCACCCUGGUAUUUCGACAGAUGUGCUCCUACACACAGGGAAAAUCCACCCAUAGAUGAUUUUACACUGUUAAAAAUCAAUCUGUGAUAUUAAAUUCUUGUUUAUAAGGCUGAUCAAUAUGGUAAUUAAGUAAACAAAUUAACAAACUACAUUUUAGACCAGUUAUUUCAAAAUAAUUGCAAAGGUACUCUUUAAAAUUAAGCAAUUUAUAGUUGCAGCCCCUCCUCACAGGUCAUAUAUAUAUAUCAAUGAAUGGUACAAAUUUUAACCAAAGACUUUUUUACCUACACAGAUUAAUUGAUUUCAAUAGGUUUUAAAACCUGAAAAAAAAAUCACAUAGAUUAGAGAAGUCAGACAACAAUGUUGUAUUUAUAUUCCAUAAUGCACAAAAGAAAUGUGUUUUUAAAACCGAUCAGAUUAUUCUCAGGACCAUGUAGUGAGCCUCACCCCCAGGUUGGAUAGCACUGUUUUAGACAGCUAAGAAGCACAUCCCCGUUUUAGCUGUAUCUGACCUCAACAUCCUGAAAUCAGUUUGGCCAUUAACCCUAGAAACAAUAUACCACAAAACAACAUCAAUCAAAAAAUGCAUCACCAAAUAGCAGUUUACCAACAGUGUAGGUAUUUAGGGUGGAUUUUCCCUUUAAUUCACAUGAUAAAGUCAGAGAUUAUAAUAUGUCACACUCUAUGAAUAAGGUGUAUAGAUUGUUCCAUAGGUAAUGAAUCGAUUAACAACAAAAGCUAUCAUGUUGAGUUCACUAACAGGACAUUUUUACUGAGAUAUUUCUUGCUUGCAUAGUGAUGAAACUUUUAAAGUGGAGAAAUAUUACUUUCUCAAGCCAAAUUGUUUUUUUUACUGUAGGUCUCAGGUCUUCUUUAGUGGUCUAUCAAUUAUGUGCUUAUUUUGUUUCUGCUUUUUAAAACCCCACAGUAGCUAUGGAUACAUUUGAGAAUGAUUGAACAAGUGAAUGUAUUCAAGAGCUAUUUUUUAUUUUCUAUUACUUGAUGAUCUUGGCUGUUAAAUAUGCUGAACUCUAUCACUAACGCAUUGGGCAAGCCAAUCCAGUAAUCCCACCCACCUCACCUCCAUGUUUACAGGUUAGAUUUGCAGCUGCUGUCAGCGUAGUUAUGAUGGUGAACGAUUAUAGACAAUCCAUUCAUGAGGCAAGUGAGUGCUGUCAAUCAAAUAGUAGUAAACCAGAAGAAUGCUUUAUGGUCUACACAGCUAAACACAAAAUCACUGCACUCUGGUGGUGGUGUUGAUGCACACUGUCAAAAAUAAUGUCCAUCUUAACACAGAAAGUUUGAAUUUAACUCGUCUGGCUUAUUAUCUCUGAGUAUGCUAACAUUGCAAUAGCGGAAUAAGCUAACAGUAAGUACCUUAGAGUACCAAAUGUAAGGGUAGGCUACUAAACAUAUAGGAUUUUACAUUUAGUAAUCAACAAGGUGAAAUGAGUAAUAUAUUUUCAAUAUAUUUUGGUGAUUUUAAGAAAGAGCGGACACAAUUUUUAAACAACCUUGAUGCUAGCUUCUUGUUGCAUCAAAGGUGUCACUUGAUCCACAAAACCGGCUCAUUAGCAUUGAAAACUACAGAAAAUAUCUCCCGUACCGUAUUACCUUUUUUAUGACCAUUACGUCACAUAGACAAACUAAUUUCACGAAUCAAAAGGAAUAGCCUUUUAUCACAAAUAUACUUAUUAUAAUAUUAUCCAAACUAGUUAGCUAGUAGCUACAGCUAGAAAGCUAGCUAACUUUCUUGUUUUUAUAUAGUAGUUAAUUUACUACUAUAUACUGUAUACUACAAUAUACGUAGUAAUAGUAUACACAAGCAUUGUAUGUACCAGUAUUUGAAAUAAAAUCUUGCUGUGGUGUAAAUUCAAAAUGGCUUCCGUUAGCGUAAGAUUACAUUUGUUUGUUUUUUUUCUUACCCAGGUUCUUGUUAAGAUGGACAUUUUUUGAUGUGUCUUCACUUUGACAGGACUAUCAUUGGUUUUCUUGUCUGCUAAAGUCUGGAUGUGACCCAUCUUGGGAGAAAAACGGUAUGAUUUUACUAAGUGCUUAAACUAGAUAUUGUGUAUCCGAACCCUGGAUGGAUGCUGUCAGUGGUUUGAACUGUGAUGCUCCAGUGUUGGGCACUGAUGGAGCCACUGAAGAGGAACUUUUUAUGUGGUGUUGAAAAGAGAGUGUAUAAAUUGUGAAUAAA